This is a messenger RNA of Vigna unguiculata (cowpea), 2913 nucleotides long. Its product is annotated as receptor-like protein 52. NCBI's taxonomy places the organism in Eukaryota, Viridiplantae, Streptophyta, Magnoliopsida, Fabales, Fabaceae. The record is from RefSeq and is a predicted model, not a curated record. Gene Ontology annotation, molecular function: protein binding.
AAGUUUGUCAAUUGGGUGCAUUCAAAGUCUUUUACUUGGAAGAGAAGAAAAUAAAGAGGAAAACUAUUGUGCAGAAAGUUCUUCUCUUACAUGGGGUGCUUUCAAUUGGCAUAUGUUAUAUUCCAUUUGCUGCUUCUCAAUUUUCCUUCUUACACUUCUUUAUGUAACCAUCAUGAUAAAUCUUCUUUGUUACAAUUCAAAAACUCAAUUAAUGUCAACACUUCACAUUAUUAUUCAUGGCUUGAUGUUUGUUCCUCUUCUUCCUCCAAGACAGAAUCUUGGACAAAUGGAACAUAUUGUUGUCAGUGGAAUGGAAUCACGUGCGACAAGUCUGGUCACGUGAUUGGUCUUGACCUUAGCUGCAGUCAUCUUCAAGGUCAAAUUCAUCCCAAUAGCACCAUCUUUAGCUUAAAGCAUCUUCAACAACUCAACCUAGCCUACAAUGAUUUUUCUGGGUCUUCAUUAUCUUCUGGAAUCGGUGACCUUGUGAAUCUAGUGCAUCUAAAUUUAUCAUACACCGUAAUUAAAGGUGAUGUUCCCUCCACAAUCUCUCACUUGUCAAAGUUAGUAUCACUUGAUCUCAGUAACAACUGGGGAUCAGUUGAUGAUCCUAUGCCCAUGUACUUGUCUAUCAGAAUUGAUGCAUACACUUGGAACAAACUCAUUACCAAUGCAACUAAGUUAAGAGAGAUUCAUUUAGAUGGCAUAGACAUGUCUUCUAUAAGACAGAACUCUUUGUCAUUGCUAACCAAUCUAUCUUCCACUUUGAUCUCUCUUAGUCUCUCAAGCACCAACUUACAAGGGAAAUUCCCAAGUGGAAUACUUUGUUUACCAAAUCUUCAAAAGAUAGAUCUUUCAUCCAAUGAAGGGCUAAGAGGUGAACUUCCAAAAUCUAACUUGAGCACUCUGAUGAGGUACUUGGAUCUCUCUGACACUUCUUUCUCAGGAGAAAUUCCUAACUCCAUAGGCCAAUCCAAGUCUUUUAACUAUAUCAAUCUUGGUGGUUGCAAAUUUGAUGGAUUGAUUCCCUCAUCAUUGUUUCAUCUAACUCAACUUUCUCUUUUAGAGUUAUCAGAUAAUGGGUUAGUUGGCAUGAUUCCAUCUACAAUCACUCAAUUUCCAAAAUUACGCACUCUAGGAUUAGCUGGUAACAAGUUAAAUGGGACAAUUCCAAGUUGGUGUUAUUCUCUACCCUCCUUAUCACGGUUGUAUCUCAAUGACAACCAGUUCACGGGCUCAGUUGGUGAAUUCUCAACCUAUUCUUUAGAGUAUUUGUAUCUCUCUAAUAACAAUCUGCAAGGUGAUUUUCCAAAUUCAAUAUUUGAAUUGGAAAAUCUUGUCGACUUGCGUUUGUCAUCAAACAACUUGACAGCUCUUGUGGACUCUCACCAAUUUUCAAAGUUAAAAAAUCUAAUUUUGCUUGAUCUUUCUCACAAUGCUUUUAUCUCUAUCAACUUCGAUAACAGUGCUGAUAUCUUACCCAACCUUCGAUUAUUAUAUUUAUCCUCGUGUAACAUAAGUACUUUUCCAAAAUUCUUAGCAAAUCUUCAAAAUAUGGAAGAAUUGGAUCUGUCUAAUAACAAAAUUCGUGGAAGCAUUCCCCAAGGAUUUCUUGAGCAGCUCUUGCACUGGAAGAACAUUGAAACUAUUGAUCUGAGUUUUAACAAGCUGCAGGGAGAUCUUCCAAUUCCACCCAGUGGCACAGAAGAUUUUCUAAUCUCAAAUAAUGAGCUAAGUGGUGACAUUUCUUCAAAAAUUUGCAAGGCAAGCUCUCUCCGUAUACUCAACUUGGCUCAUAACAACUUAUCAGGUCACAUUCCACAAUGCCUGGGAACAUUCCCUUCUCUUGAAGUGUUAGAUUUGCAAGUGAACAACCUUUACGGAAACAUACCACAGAACUUUCUUGAGGAAAAUGCAUUUGAGACAAUAAAGUUGAAUGGAAACAAGCUCAAAGGACCAUUACCACAGUCUUUGGCUCGCUGCACAAAGCUCCAAGUUUUGGACUUUGGAAACAAUGACAUUGAGGAUACAUUUCCCCAUUGGUUGGAAACUCUCCAAGAGUUACAAGUACUUAGUCUACGGUCAAAUAAAUUUCAUGGUGUCAUCACUUGUUUGGGUACUGAGCAUCCAUUUCCCAUGUUGAAAAUAUUUGAUGUAUCUGAUAACAACUUCAGUGGCCCUUUGCCAGCAUCAUACUUCAAGAACUUUGAAGGAAUGAAGAACGUGAGUGACAACAAAAAAAGUGGUUCGCUAUAUAUGGGUACUCAUGGAUUAUACAAUGAUUCCAUAGUGGUCGUAAUGAAAGGUCGACACAUGGAGCUAGAGAGGAUAUUGACUGCUUUCACAACUAUUGAUUUAUCAGACAACAUGUUCGAAGGAGAAAUUCCAGAAGUUAUUGGAGAAUUGAUUUCUCUUAGAGGGCUUAACAUUUCCCACAAUGGAAUCACUGGUACCAUCCCACAGUCUUUGAGUAGUUUGAGAAAUUUGGAAUGGUUGGAUCUCUCAUGGAACCAGUUGAAGGGUGAGAUUCCAAUGGCCUUGAGUAGUUUGAAUUUUCUGGCGGCGUUGAACCUUUCACAGAACCAGUUUGAGGGAGUGAUACCUAGAGGUGGACAAUUUAACACAUUUGAGAAUGAUUCUUAUGCUGGAAACCCAAUGUUGUGUGGAAUACCUUUGUCAAAACCAUGCAAUGAGGAUAAAAAAUGGUCACCAAUUUCAACAGUUGAUCAUGAAGAAUCAGGAUUUGGGUGGAAAACUGUGACAGUGGGAUAUGCAUGUGGGAUGCUUUUCGGAGUCAUCUUGGGUUGUCAUUUAUUCUUCACUGGAAAACCUCAGUGGCUUGCCACACUUGUUGAAGUUGUGUUGAAUGUAAGACUGAUAAAAACAAAUGGUAUAAACCUUGUAAAUCGCUGA